Gorilla gorilla gorilla (western lowland gorilla) is the source of this 2514-nucleotide messenger RNA. RefSeq names its product melanocortin 5 receptor (gene MC5R). Gene Ontology annotation, biological process: G protein-coupled receptor signaling pathway. The coding region runs from base 166 to 1143 and encodes 325 amino acids. The record is from RefSeq and is a predicted model, not a curated record. Gene Ontology annotation, molecular function: melanocortin receptor activity. The transcript has 2 exons. Gene Ontology annotation, cellular component: membrane. Lineage: Eukaryota; Metazoa; Chordata; Mammalia; Primates; Hominidae.
AGAGCCGUAGCCGCCUAGCUGGGGGAGAGGCCCGUCCGGGGCUGGCCCUGAGCGCCGAGCGGCCGUCAGAUCCCGGGGACGCCGGGGGCCCGGGCUUAGCGCCGCGGCCCGCGAGGAAGAGCACCGUAAAUUUGCUGCCAAGACAAGAGGUGUAUUUCUCCGGCAAUGAAUUCCUCAUUUCACCUGCAUUUCAUGGAUCUCAACCUGAAUGCCACAGAGGGCAACCUUUCAGGACCCAAUGUCAAAAACAAGUCUUCACCAUGUGAAGACAUGGGCAUCGCUGUGGAGGUGUUUCUCACUCUGGGUGUCAUCAGCCUCUUGGAGAACAUCUUGGUCAUAGGGGCCAUAGUGAAGAACAAAAACCUGCACUCCCCCAUGUACUUCUUUGUGUGCAGCCUGGCAGUGGCCGACAUGCUGGUGAGCAUGUCCAGUGCCUGGGAGACCAUCACCAUCUACCUACUCAACAACAAGCACCUAGUGAUAGCAGACGCCUUUGUGCGCCACAUUGACAAUGUGUUUGACUCCAUGAUCUGCAUUUCCGUGGUGGCAUCCAUGUGCAGCUUGCUGGCCAUUGCAGUGGAUAGGUACGUCACCAUCUUCUACGCCCUGCGCUACCACCACAUCAUGACGGCGAGGCGCUCAGGGGCCAUCAUCGCCGGCAUCUGGGCUUUCUGCACGGGCUGCGGCAUUGUCUUCAUCCUGUACUCAGAAUCCACCUACGUCAUCCUGUGCCUCAUCUCCAUGUUCUUCGCUAUGCUGUUCCUCCUGGUGUCUCUGUACAUACACAUGUUCCUCCUGGCGCGGACUCACGUCAAGCGGAUCGCGGCUCUGCCCGGGGCCAGCUCUGCGCGGCAGAGGACCAGCAUGCAGGGCGCGGUCACCGUCACCAUGCUGCUGGGCGUGUUUACCGUGUGCUGGGCCCCGUUCUUCCUUCAUCUCACUUUAAUGCUUUCUUGCCCUCAGAACCUCUACUGCUCUUGCUUCAUGUCUCACUUCAAUAUGUACCUCAUACUCAUCAUGUGUAAUUCCGUGAUGGACCCUCUCAUAUAUGCCUUCCGCAGCCAAGAGAUGCGGAAGACCUUUAAGGAGAUUAUUUGCUGCCGUGGUUUCAGAAUCGCCUGCAGCUUUCCCAGAAGGGAUUAAGCACAAAGUGCUCCUCUCUGUGGCUCUGUUCUCCUUUGUUUGCUCACCUAUGACAAAGCGACAGCCAAGGGGAGGCGGGAGUGCUAGCAUCCCCUUUUUCUCUUUACCAGCUCAGACAUGGGCCUAAGAGGCUCUCUCUGUUCAGUUCCUGGUGAUUAUGUCCAACAUGCAAGGGUUGCUUAUCCACUCUGGGAACAGUCAUGACAAUUUCUUACUGUCCUUUUGUGUCCUAUGGUUUCUACUGCUCCCACCCAUUUCUGGGGGCCCCAUCCACCCUCCACCUAGCAGGCAUGUGCUCGGGGAAUGCACAGCACCCUCAGUGCAAGCCAGGCAUGAUGAAACACGUAUUGUGACGGGAAGAAAACCGUGAUAUCGACGCCAGGUGGGAUUGCUUCUUCUCCCCAGAAGCAGGUCCACACUCUGCUGGCUGCACUCUGAGCUAUGCAUGCUUUUCAGGGAAGAAAAGAGUGGCCAGAUUCUUUCCAUCAGAAGCAAUCUGUUCAUUUGUUCUGAAAUGUCUUCUUUGCUCCCCUUGCCUGAACUUUUGAUUCAUGGCUUUUGUUCAUAAUUGUCCGAAUAAUUGUACUUCUGUCAAUCAUGGUGUUGCGCUUACCCAGACAUAAAACCUUAUGCUACAAACCCUGCCUCAUGUGCUGUGGAAGACUCUGUGACUCUUUCUUACCGUCUUAUUUGGGCUCAAUCUGGGGUUUCCAAAUGGGUGUUUGGGGGCAUUCCAGGGGCUCAAGGAGUUCAAGGUGCCCAGUGCUGCAUGUAGCACACGUCCACAGCCAGGCUUGCUUUGAGUGGCUCACACCGGAUCUGUGUUGGAGUCUGAACUCUGGCCUGUGUACUUGGAGGCAUGUCAAUCUCAUUUCAGCAGCCAACAAAGGUCAGGGCCCAAUCUAUAGCCCAGGGAGCCCCAUCUUCUCCCAACCUAGACUGGAGCAGAGAAACCUGAGUUCAGGUGCUAAUUCUGCCUUUCACUGCUGUGUGGCGUGAAUCAUCUCAUUUCAGGUUCCACAUCUGUGCUGACUGUACACGAUGGCCAUGAGAACUGCAAAAUUGUGAGAGCUUCUUGUAAAUUUGUAAAGCACUGUAGGGUUUGCUUUUUAUUUUAAAGAAAUGCUCGGGUUAGAGGCAUGAGCCAGAGGUUGCAGUGAGCCAAGAUUGCACCAUUGCACUCCAGCCUGGGCAACCAUUCAAGACUCUGUCUCAAAAAGAAAAAGAAAAAGAAAAAGAAAUGACUAGAUAGGGUAAAUACUAAGGAAGGACACAGGGGCCAAUGGUCAGAGCAGUGGCCUGGACACCAGGAGGUUUGUGUGGUCCUUCUCUGAAGCAAAGGGCUGGAGUCCUUGCAGCUCUCACAGUCCA